Molecule: messenger RNA, 2417 nt
Organism: Oxyura jamaicensis (ruddy duck)
Lineage: Eukaryota; Metazoa; Chordata; Aves; Anseriformes; Anatidae
Product: Y+L amino acid transporter 2-like
Exons: 11
Coding region: 436-1959 (507 amino acids)
Biological process (GO): amino acid transmembrane transport
Cellular component (GO): membrane
Molecular function (GO): L-amino acid transmembrane transporter activity
Source: RefSeq, a predicted model, not a curated record
GUUUGGGUUGUUAGUAUUUUUCCUUUGUGUCACUGUGGGUUACAGAAUGGAACGUGCAACACGAUGCAGCCCUCCUGCUCGUUUUCCAGUCGGAUUACCGAGGCCGACUGGAGGGAUAUCUGUGUUUGAAUUCAAUUAGUUCACUUUUCUCUCUGGAUUAGUAGCCCAUUCUGAUUAAGUCCUGUUAUUUGGUGCUUCAACUCAGUCCAGCAACUGAAGACUCUUGAUCUGCCGGAUCAGCUCCUUCCAAAUGCCCUUUGACACACGAAUACAAAUCCAUGCCUUACUAUUGGUCUAGUUGUUCAUGGAAAACAAAAAUUCCAGAUACUGAGCUGCAUAUCGUACUGGCUCCUUUUUUCCAAAAGUACUUCAAAGGGAGGGCAAUAUAUUGUUUCAGAAGACAAAGGUGAAUAUAUUGGGUAAUGGUAGUUGAAGAUGCCGGCACCCUGGCGAAUAUGCUGCAAUAAAAAAUCCAAAUCCAAGACUGGAAAAGCUGAAAUGGACGAUAUGGCAGACACAAGUGAUAAAAUGCAGAUGAAAAAAGAAAUUACAUUACUAAAUGGAGUCUCUUUAAUUGUCGGGAACAUGAUUGGCUCUGGGAUAUUUGUAUCUCCCAGAGGUGUUUUAAUGUACAGUGCUUCCUAUGGACUCUCUCUAAUCAUCUGGGCUCUUGGUGGAAUGUUUUCACUGUUUGGAGCUUUGUGUUAUGCUGAAUUGGGAACAUCCAUUGUGAAAUCUGGAGCCAGCUAUGCCUACAUCCUGGAAGCAUUUGGUGCCUUUGUGGCCUUCAUCAGACUGUGGUCUUCUUUGCUAAUUAUCGAACCAACAACUCAGGCAGUGAUAGCAAUCACAUUUGCUAACUAUAUUGUUCAACCAAUUUUUCCUCAUUGUGAACCACCGUAUGAUGCAGUCAGGUUGAUUGCAGCUGCUUGUAUUUGUUCCUUAACAUUUAUUAAUUGUGUGAAUGUGAAGUGGGGAACCCGUGUACAAGAUGUUUUCACAUAUGCGAAAGUUAUGGCUCUUAUCUUGGUGAUAGCUGUUGGCCUUUACAAAAUUGGUAAAGGAGAAACAGAAAACCUGAGAGCUCCCUUCGAGGGCUCAGCAACAAACCCGGGAAUGAUCGCGCUGGCUCUGUACUCUGCCCUCUUUUCCUACUCGGGGUGGGACACCCUGAAUUAUGUCACCGAGGAAAUGCAGAAUCCUGAGAGGAAUUUACCUCUCUCUAUUGCAAUUUCCAUGCCUAUUGUGACUAUUAUUUACUUGAUGACAAAUAUAGCGUAUUAUGUAGUGCUCGACAUGUCAGCUCUCCUCACAAGUGAUGCAGUGGCUGUUACAUUUGGCAGUGAAACCCUUAGUUAUGCUAAGUGGAUAAUUCCUAUAGCUGUGGCCAUGUCCUGCUACAGCGGGUUAAACUCUUCAAUAAUUGCAGCAUCUAGGCUUUUUUACGUUGGAGCCAGAGAAGGACACCUCCCGGACAGUCUGAGCUUGAUUCACAUAAAGUGUUUCACACCAGUCCCUGCUCUUCUCUUUAAUGGCUUAAUGACUUUGCUUUAUCUCCUCGUGGAAGAUGUUUUCCUCCUCAUUAACUACUACUGUUUCAACUACUGGCUCUUCGUGGGUCUGUCUAUUGCAGGGCUAAUAUAUCUGCGAUAUACUCAGCCACAUAGGCCACGGCCUAUUAAACUGAACCUCUUCUUCCCUAUCAUAUACUGUUUAUGUUCCCUUUUCCUGGUCAUAGUUCCUCUCUACAGCGACACAAUCAAUUCCCUUAUUGGCAUUGGUAUUGCCCUCUCAGGCAUUCCUGCAUAUUAUCUGGGAGUCCAUCUGCCAUUUGAAAAAAGACCUAAAUGUCUGCAGUGGCUUUCUGUUAAAACGACAAAAUGUGUUCAACUGCUCUUCUUCUGUGCGCUGUCAGACCUGGACAUAGACAUGGAACCUACAGAAGCCAAGAGCAAAUAGAGCUGCACCUUGACAUUGAGAUUUGCACCUUGACACGUCCUGUCUGGAGCAUUUUUUAUAACCUGAAGUCCUCCCUGUAUCCUCAGUUAAACUAAAGCACUAGCAAUUGACCUAUGCAUCAGUUUGAUGUCUACUAAUUUGUGCUUGUUUUAUAAACUACUUGCCAUCCUCUGCUUUACAAUUUAAAACAAAACAAAACAAAAGUUUGUUAACAGUUAUUGAGUAACAUUUUGAAACUACAAAGCACCUUAUGAACAAAUUUUUAUCAGUAGAUAAGUGUUAAGUAUUAGGUUAAUUGCAAAAGUGUAAAGAAAAGCAUAAAGUCCCAUCAGAAUCCUAACAAAUAAAUUGACAAAUAUAACAAAAAUCAAACCAAAUAUUUGCAAGAUUCAAAACCUGAGUUGGGAAGUAGAAACCAUAAUGUACUUCAAAAUAAUAUCAUUAAAUUCUUAGUCAAA